Molecule: messenger RNA, 2618 nt
Organism: Monomorium pharaonis (pharaoh ant)
Lineage: Eukaryota; Metazoa; Arthropoda; Insecta; Hymenoptera; Formicidae
Product: armadillo repeat-containing protein 1
Exons: 4
Coding region: 644-1480 (278 amino acids)
Source: RefSeq, a predicted model, not a curated record
CGCGCGCCCACAUAUUUCCGCUUGACAUUGCACCUUUGUUUAUCAUCUCGCCACAAUCUGUGAGCGUAAAUUUCGAACAAACACGAGCAAACGUGACAGGAGCUCUUAAACCCUAGAGUGCUACAAGGUGCUACAAGCCUGAGAAUCGGGAAUUCAUGACAUGACAUUCCACGCGCGGUCGUCAAAAAGACGAGUCAAGACGAGUGAAGACGAGCCAGUGACGACAAUUUACUAGUCCGUCUGUUCCUUUUCCUUGGCGCCGAGCUAAUAAUAUUGUAAGAUACUGAUCGAUAUUGGUAAUUCGCGUGCGUGCAACGCGAUCGAUUUUGAUCGAAUGCUAAGUGGCGAUCUAAAAGCCCUUUUAUCGCAAUAUUCGACGACUGACUCCUCGGCGUUCAGUUCUCAGUGACUGAGGUUAGAAAGGGUCAGUCUCAGGUUAAUAGCACCGUUGCGACGUAAUAACGCCUGGUUGGAGAAAGCCUGGUGGAUUCGCCUUAUUGCCCUUCUCGCGAGAAUGGGGAGUAUGGGGACGAGGAUCCGCGCUGAAAUGCUCUGAUCCGUGGCUCUCGCGCUCGCGAAACGCAUUAGAGCAAAUCGCGCACGAAUCUCAACAUUGAUGUCGACGUAACCACAUUCUUGGACGAUGGAUGGAGAGGAUUCCGUAGACGUGGAUGUGGUGGACGUGGAUCCGCGGGAGCUGCAGGAGACCCUCCAAACCUAUAGGAAGCUCGCGGACGAUUUUGCGAAUCACGACACGAUUCUAAAGGACAAGACAGUCUUAUCUUAUAUAGCGUAUGUCUUAGAAGUACCUGAUUUAGAUGUGGUUACCUUAGCUCUGGACAUUCUGGAGAUAUUUGUUAAGAAUGUAGACAAUUAUAUACAUAUAACAUCUACCUUUGGUGUGCGCGAAUCCUUGGAGGCAGUUAUCAACAGAUACAGCUUGGACGAACCAAAGGUAGCCAGUCGAGCGCAGCACAUCAAGGAUGACAUAGAGCGUAUGAAACCACCUAUAUAUAACUUGCGCAGCCGUUGCAGACGAGUUAUAGAGCCCAAAAAGUUAAGGACGCAUGUAAUAGUUUUACAUGUUCAAGGUUUAUUGCCAGAGACUCGUGCCGAGUUGGAGGGGAUAUUGAUAAGAAUCGAAGGUCUCGUUUCGCUCGUCGUCGACGUGGAGCAUCAGCGUGUGACUAUGCGCACUUUGAGUUAUGUCACUGCGAAACAGAUUGCAGAAGCAAUUGAGAGACAUGCAGAUAAUAUGGAAGCGAGAUUGGUUACAAAAAACAAAUUUAAUCAAGAGUUUCUUGUGAAAUUAAUACAAGAAGGUGAUACCGAUAGCGAGGGAUUGCCUGAAUACUUACCUGAGGAGGAAGAAGAGGAUAAUAAAGAAGGCGUAGUGUCCCUAUUUACAGGUUUAAAACAAAGCGCUUCGUCUCUGUACAAAUCUACCACCGAGUUUUUAAGUAACUCAUUCUAUUGGUAGAGUUUUUAACGGUAACGGAGAUCUUUGUAAUAUUUGUGACUGUUGCAAUUAGAAUUUUAUUUAUUUGAAAUUAAUAAUUGUUUAUCUGUCUCCUCAAAGAGAAGAGCUAGAAACAAUUCGUGUGUAUAGAGUAUCCAUUAGUAUCUUAGAUUAGAUAUAUCAAAGAAAAAGACUUAUAUAAAAUAACUUUUUAGAAGUACUAUAAUAAAAGUUAAUUUUGAUUAUUUAAGAAUCUCACACUACUAUCAGUAUGUUUAUAAUUCACAAUGAUUAAAGGUAACCGACUUAAUUGGUUUUACUACUUGUAAUAAUAUUUUGUUCUCUUUAUCUAUUUUGAUGAAAAAGAUGUACAAAUAGACUUUUAAAUUUUUAUGUCUAUAUUUGUAAAAACAAGAGAAAUAUGUUUUACGUGUAUAUAUAAUUAAUUUUCUUAUUUUUAGUAUUUUAACAGUUAUGCAUGUUUUAUCUUGUGGCUUAAAAUAUAUAAAAUAAUUAUGUAUACAUACACAUACACACAAUACCAACUAUUUCAAUCUCAGAGACUUCUAAGCGAUUUCUAAUAUGCUAAUAUGUAAAUAAGAAAAUUUUUAUGUGUGUGCUAUAUAUGCAUUAAAGACCUAAUUAAAAAAAGGAUCUUAUAUGUAUACAAUAUAUAUAUAAAUAUAUAUAAUUAAUAUAAUUGAGAGAUUUAUAAAAAAGCUUAUAAAAGGUUAUAAUAUAUAAAAAUGUUAUAUUAAGUAUAGAUAUUAAAUAUAUGUGAUAUAAGAGACAUUCAAAUCAUAAUACAGCUUUUGCAAUUAAAUAAAAACAAUUUUAAUAUUUAAUUUUUCUAUAAUUUUCUUUGAUAAUUGUCAGUUUAUAAAUUUAUGUGGAUGUAUUUAUAAAUCGCUUUUUGCAAAAAUAAUAAAUAAUUCUCUUAAGUAAUUAACGAAAUAAUUCGUGUUAAUACUCGAAUUUUAUGACCAAUUUUAAAGCAAUUGUAUAAAGUCAUUGAAGAAAUUAUUCAGAAAUGAUAUUUAAGAUACUCUCUCUUGAAACUUGUUAUAUCUUAGCUAUUCAUGUAAUCUCAAUAUAAUGCAAUAUAUGUUGUUUGCAUUUGUACAAAGAAUGAAAAAAUAUAAAAUGUUGUGUAAAUCAA